UACCCCCUUACAGCGCAAUAAUUUUAAAAUAAACAUGGAGGAAAAUAUAAAAGGGAGAAAGAAAAUAUAUUGCGAUGUUUGCGACACAUUUAUAUCGUCAGGUAAGUUUAACGUAUUAGGGAUGGCUAGAAUAUAGUUUAAACCAUUGCUGGCAUAUAUGCUACUAGUUUAAAAUCUUUACAGCAUUUCAUGUAGGAAUGGACCGAUAUUGACAUCAGGGAUGGAUCCAGCUCAGCUGAUCUGGUGUGGGGUGCUCUGGUGCCGACUGUCGAGUUGUGUCGGUCAUGUGUGCCGCCCGCCCAUCAACUAGUGUAUUUGAAUUGUAAUUGUUGUUCACAGUUCACUUAGCAUCAUGUUAUUACUCAAAUUACUGAAUCUCAUAAAAAUAGCCCCCCCCCCCUGCACCCCCUCUGGCUAGGGCCCCCCCUCCCCCAGUAAAUCCAUCCCUGAUUGACAUAUUGAUAGUUGACCAGGGUGGAAAGUUUUUUUUUGUGAGCCGAAGAGUUGAUCAAGGUUCAGUAACAUGCGCCAGUGGCCGCACAAAUCCUGUUUUAAACAUAUUUCACAUGCUCCCCUGAGUUGCAAUGUCAACACUUCUUUAGUGAGACAGAACAGAUAGUAAACAUUUGAAAGAAGGUCAGUCAGCUAUCAGAGAAAGGACAGCCUGCACGAAACCCCCUGCUUUGCCAUAUUUACUCGUUCUCUCAGAGGACGAGAAAACUGAUUGGUUCAAAAUGAAAAAAAUAUGCUAAUUUAUGCUAAAAUUCAUACAAAUUUUGACGUUUCUUUGAUUUUUGCAUUCAAAAGAGCUUAAAGUCACGAUUUACGGUUCAACAAUAAAGGUAUUUACGAACUUGGUUUACGAAGCUCUAGAGAUAUUGACUGUGGUGUCUUCGUUGGAUUGCUGUCUAGCGCCUCUUUCACAAGCGUGUUCGUUUUGAUCAAUUCAUCGAUGACAAAUAGAUUUUCUCUCUGAAGUGAUGGCUUUAGACACCUUUAAUACUAUCUUCUCUGCAUCGCUCGAAACAUUAAUAACAUUAAAUACAUCACGGUUGACCGCUGUCGAAACUGCAAAUUUUUUUUCCGUAGACAGUCGGACUCCUCAUUGAUAGUCGGACGCAUCAUUGAUCCGCGUCCAGGCCUCCGCGCGUUAUCGAUCGAUCCCUUCGUACCCUGCAUAACCCACUGGUAUACCAUAUGUCCAUCAUUCCGCGUUGUUCCAGUCUUCGACCACGUGUAGAAAGAUUUUCUUCGCGAUGCUAUAGCAAAUCUACAAACUUUGUUUUUCUGGUUCCGAAAAUACUCAAGAACUGUUAUUGCGAAUUAAAACUAUAUACCAUCCUAAUUGAACAGAAUCAGUAUAAGAUAACUGGCGUGCAAGGAAAUAUUGGAAGAUUCAAAGCGACCAUCAAAACCACUUUCCACAAAUAGAAGUAUUGCAGAAUACCCGUCCACUAGUAAUAUCAUAUCAUGUAGCCCAGCCACAUUUCACUGGAUAUGUAUAUACCAGAUCUUAUUGCCUGAUUCUAAUAUACACAAACUAAUUACUAAGACAAUAUUACGAAUUGAUACAAUAAAAGAAAUAUCAUGCAAGACUUUUAAUGUUUAAUAUUAUUAUGCUUAAUAUGCUUUAUAAUAUAAUUUUUUUUCUCCCAGCGACGCUAAUUAAUCAUAAUCUGUCAAACACCAAUGUCCGGUUGUGAGGAACAUAUUUACAUAUUACACCACAUUUAACUAUUUAAGCUCUCUAUAGCAUGAGAAUUUAAUCUAUUAAUGCUAACUGUCGCCUUGAUCUCAAAAUAACUACUUGACUGCGUAUCCACGUAUCCGCUAAAAUAUAGAGCUACCUAUAGUAUGAGAAUUUGAUCUAAUGCUAAUCUAACUGUAUGCCUCGUUCUCAAAAUAACCGACUUGACUGCGUAUCAUGCGUAUCCACUAGAAUAUAUAGAGCUACCUUUAACACUAUGACAAUUUAAUCUAUUCAUGCUAAGUCACUGUAUGCCUCGUAGCUACCUUUACCACCAUGGGAUUUUAAUCUAUCAUUUACUAGACUAUGAGACUAUCAAUGUAUUUAUUAUUAAUCUAUUGAGAAUAAAUAUAGAUGUAUUAAUACAUCGUGUCCAUGUUUGAAAGGCAUAGCUUAAAAAGUCUAAAAAGUGGACGGGUAUUCUGCAAUCGCUCCGAAAAGAGUUACAAAAAACAGUUGCAAAAGUAAAGAAAAGCAAGUGGAAAUGGCGAAUAUAACUUAAUAAAAUAUGUUAGAUGUCAUCACCACACAAGAUAUGAAGCCACAAUGUGUCCUGCUCAGAUUUUGACAUCUCAACCAAACAAUACAAUAUUUUGAAAUCACCAGUUACGUGCGCAAGACACACUGGGAAGGCGCAUCUGAUAAGAAGAGUAUCCGCUGAAUAUUUUGUUUAAGGGCGCGGGUCAAUGAUGCGUCCGACUAUCAAUGAGGAGUCCGACUGUCUAAGGCUAGGUGGGCGGAAAUGGCAAAGCAUGGGGUUUCGUGCAGGCUCUACUUUCCCUGAGAGUCGCUGCGCAGGCUAGCGCAGCAUCAAAUAUGUUCAAGCGAGGCUUUGAGUAUUGAUAAUCGCCUCGUGAUUGGAUUGGCCUUUAUAAUUCUUUAGGGACUCGAGAAAUUUGUGUUCCUGGUUGUAAUAGUAGCUAAUUAAAUGGUGGUUAUAACUUGUGAUAUAAUAGUAACAACUAGGUGUGCAAAUCCGAUCGGAUUCGUUCGGAUUUCGGAACAAAAAUAUACAAAGUAACUGUGAAAUGGAUACCGCCGGAAUUUCUUGCUAGAGGUCGAAAGGAAACGAGCAAUAAGACAAGAAAAAGCGUCAUCACCUGAGCCUGAGGAGUUGGUAAAAGAGAGUUUUGAUCUCGUAGAACCGCAGUCUAGUUACAGUUACGCUGUCCUUCCCUACAUUAAAGGCCUAACAGAACCACUCAAAAGAAUCCUAAAACCCCAUGACAUCCGAAUAACAACGAAACCCUUAUACACUCUGGAACAGUCAUUUCCUUCUGCUAAAGACAGACCAUCACCGGAGGAUCAGACUAACGUGGUCUAGAAGAUCAAUUGUGCAGAUUGCUCAUGGAGCUACAUUGGCGAAACUGGCAGAGCGUUCAACACUAGGCGAAAGGAACACAGGAGAAAUGUAGAGCUCUAUAAAAGUGGUUCAAAUAUCGCUAAUCACGCUUGGACAAACAACCAUAGAAUAGAUUUCAAUAGCGGGAAAAUAAUUGACAAAGGCAACUAUCGGCACAGAGAAACACUUGAAUCAUGGCACACUGCAUGCACAAAAAACUCCGACAACAAUUCAAAACAUUUACCGGAACAAUACCGCUUUCUACUUAGCAAAAAACUCUGAAUCUAUAUAGCUACAUGUAAUUUAAGUCAUUAAUCUUGUAUGUAGGCGGAACUGUCAUAUUUCUGUCAUUUUGUAUCUAUAUGUAAUUGUAAACCGUUGUAAUUGUCACACUCUCAUUGUAAUCCACCCGUUGAAGACUGCAGACUGGCAGUCGAAAGCUCGUAAUUAAAUAAAUAUUUAAAAACCAGAGAACGUCUAAAAACGUAUUAUCCAUAAAAAGUACUUUUAUAUCCAUGGAGAACCUAUUUGACUUUAAAAAUAAGCUUGAAUUUUUGUUGUGAUAUAGGCUAAUUUCUUUGCAAACAGUGAUUCAGUACUCCGUAAUGUACUUGUUGUAUAUGAACAAAAGUUUAAAAUGAAUUCAACAUCCGUCAACAAAAAGGAGUAGCGCUUAUUACUACUCUGUAGAAGAUAUAGACAAUUAAUUUAAUUCACUAGGAACCCGUUCUACAAUUAUAUAAACUAGAAAUCGGCCAACAAAUUGUCACGAAAUACUACAAUGAAAAUAGGGUCUCUGAACUACCGAUUUCACCGAACGGAAAAGUUGCUCUGCAAAGAUCGCCCCUUUGACCAAUUUUCAUCAAGUAGAUCAUCGUUUUAUCAAGUCAAGGAUUAUAUAUACUUUAAAAUAAAAGAGUAAAAAAACUGGUGAUAAACGGUAGAUUUUGAAUAAAAUACGAAUAUCCGUAUACAAGAUCUGAGCGUUAUUAUGAAGCACUCGAUACUUUCUCCAACAACAUUUGCGCUUAUUUUUUUACAAAAUUAAAAAUAUUCACACAUUAAAGAUAUGAAAAUGUAAUUUGCAUUACAAAGAAUUGUUGGCUUACCUAAGUUAUACCUUACACGUCGAUUAAAGUCAAGUAAAGCCCUUACAAAGACGCGUGCCACAUUAAACUACAGGUCACAUGGCGGUAGAGAACUCGACGAAGUAUUCAUGAUAUUUCAUAGCCAGUUUAAACGGCGCUGUGUACAAGUCCUGUGAAUUAUGAUGCCCAACACACCGGGUAACAAAAUUUACCACUUUGUUCGGCUGUUCCAAGAAUAAUACACUUUUCAGAUACAAGGUCGGAUCAUAUCAUGUUCUUCGAAGCCUCUCAGCUCAAAACAGUCCAACAUAAAUAUCGCCAUUCAUCUUCUUCGUAUGAAAAUAAUAUAUAAGUUUUCCUUUCAAUUGCUUUGCUUUAAAAUCAGUCAUUAGGUUGUUGAAGAGUUAGCCUAGAACUUCCAACAACUGCUUUCAAUUUGCGGGAAAAAGCUCACGAGCCCGCACCAAGUCCACUCUGUUACCGUUGUUUUAUAUUUCUAAGCUUCCGAACAGCGGAAUUGCAAGUUCAGUAUAUACUUGGUUGCACGUCGCUGAAUCCUUUCGCCCAUACUUUAGUAGCGUAUCCAGAUCACAUCUGCAAAUAUAAGAUAGAUGGCGAUUCUAUUACAGAACUUCAUUUACUGUAUAAAUCUGUAAUAAACUUUGCAUUUCGUCUUAUGAACCCCAGCAUUCUACUUGAUUUUGCACAAUUUUGCGAAACCUGUUUACACAAUUGUUUUAAAUUACUGACAUUACUCUGGAGACUGGACGUUUAAUACUCCAAUGGCCUUUUUCAACGACGGUUACAGUUAGAAGGGUGUUUUAUUUUAUUCCAGAAUUUUAUAAUAUUAAAAUUUUACUCCUAUACAAGUUUCCUGGUAAUGCGCUGUACUUUGUACAUUUAGUCAGAGUAUAAAAGUCAGGUCUGUGGAUGUAGACCAAGAUAUACGAGUUUGUUCACAUCCUUCUGCAGUGACUGUGCGUGUUCAGGCGAUUUUAUGGUGUUAAAGAUCUCUGUGUCGUCUGCUGGAGUUGCAUCUUCACCUGUAGAGUACCCUUUCGAGGGAAGCUUUCACCGCCUUUUGACAACCCCCCACCCCCGAUACAGAACACUACAAAUUUAAUAUGUGCAGUUAUUAGAUUCAAGAUUACAUAUAACAAUUUUGUAAUCAAAGGCCGUUGAUGCCGACUCACGGGUAAGAUCAAAUGAAAGUGACGGAAAGAAUUAGAGCAGUUUGCAGUAGUUUUUGCAAACCGGGCAACGUGCGAAUUUUGCCAUUUCACCCAUUUGUCGUGCUUCAUUUGCCAAAUCAAAAGAACAAACGCGUGCUCCAGCCCGAUUUCCGGUUCUGAAAGGCCCGAUUCACUGGCAAACAGUGCGCGCGAAGCAGGCUGGUAAUUUCCCAUUGUUUAACUGCCCCACACCCCACACACAAGUAACCACAAAGACGUCAGAAAUGUCCCAUCAUUUGAGUAAAAAAUGUCCCAUCAUAUUACUACAUCUCUUAAUGAAUCAUUAAUUGAUUAUUUGUAUAGGUAAUCAUGCGAUGGCGAGUACAAUUAGGGAUUAAUAGCACGAGUGAUAUUUGGAAAUUUUGCCAAAAUUGGACGAGCCGCCGGGGCGGGUCCAAUUUGGCAAUAUUUCCAAACAUCACGAGUAUUAUUAAUCCCUAAUUGGACGAGCAACGUCGCAUGAUUACUUGUUUAUUAUUAGCUUGACAAAAUUGGAUAAUUCUCCAUGUCAACGUCAUAUUCUCUCCAAAGCCUAGGCUCGAUUACGAGCCGGCAUUCGGAAGGCCACGGCUGAUAAUCGAGCCUAGCCAAAGCCCACUCCUGCCAGACUUUCAACCAAAAUUUGGUGCAGUUUUGUUCAUAUUUUCAUUUAGUUUUUUUGCUUUAAGUUCCUCUGGGACAAUUUUUGUGUUUAUUAAUAAUACCUUUCCGCCAUUUUGUUUGUUUUGGAAAAAUUAUUAAUUGUACUCAUACAAUUAAUGAAAUAAUUGUACUCCUCUCAGCCAAUCAGCAUCCAGUAAUUUUGUCAUGCUAAUAAUAAAGUUAACACCAAACCCUUGGCACUAUUUAUAAAUUGUGAAUAAAUAUUUUUAGAACCAUUACUAGUUAUGCAUAAUAAUGGAAAGAAGCAUCAACGAUUACUGAAAGCUCGGGAGGAUAGAAAAGCAAGUACAGAACGAAGUAUAUAUGUUCGAGGCUUCGAAAAUAAAAUCACACUGGAAAAUGAUCUAAAUGUAUAUUUUUCUCAGUUUGGAAAAGUGUCGAACAUAUUUGUUGACAAGGAAAAGGUUUGAUAUCAUGUUUAUAUAAUAUACAGUAUUAUAAUAUUGCUUUCGUAAAUUCUGAAGGCAAAUUGGCUAAUUAGAGCCGUGUUGAUAUAACUUAAUGUCAACACGGAAACGUUGAAAGAUUUCUUUCUUUAUAUUUCAAUUGUGCUAUAUUAUAAAACAAAUAUAAAACAUUUUUUUCCGUAUUGAUAUUUAG
Molecule: messenger RNA, 6672 nt
Organism: Paramuricea clavata
Lineage: Eukaryota; Metazoa; Cnidaria; Anthozoa; Malacalcyonacea; Plexauridae
Source: the annotation of a GenBank genome assembly